Helianthus annuus (common sunflower) is the source of this 1068-nucleotide messenger RNA. Its product is annotated as myosin-6-like. NCBI's taxonomy places the organism in Eukaryota, Viridiplantae, Streptophyta, Magnoliopsida, Asterales, Asteraceae. The transcript is spliced from 3 exons. The record is from RefSeq and is a predicted model, not a curated record. The coding region runs from base 1 to 1068 and encodes 355 amino acids.
AUGGUUAGGGAGCGGGCAGACUGGGAGGGUUAUCGCGAGCGGAUGUUAAAGCGUAUCGCUGAGUUUGAGAAGUCCAAGGCCAUCUUUGAUGAGGAGAAAGCCAAGUUUGAUGCAGACAAGAAGGCCGAGGAAUGGGGGCGCGAGGGCCUUAAGAAUAAGCUUCAAGCUGCUGAGCAACAACUGGCCAAGGAGAAGGCCGAGUUCAAGCGUAUCUGCGAGAUGGAUAAUGAGCGCGCCUACGCGGCUCGUAAUAAGAUUGUUGAUCUGGAAGCUAAAGUUGCUGAGUUGACCUCGAAAGUUGAAGAUGCGCAGGCUGAGAAGGCUGCCAAGCAGCAGAUGGAGGCUGAGUUGGCUGAGACAAAGGUGCAAUUAUCCAGCAAGGAUAAAGAUCUCCAUGCCAAGGAUGUUGAGAUCGCUGAGCUUAACCGCCGUCUGAAUGAUCAGAUUGCCAGAUGCGAGUCCUUGGAGAUCGAUCUCGAGGCGGAGAGGGUUAAGGUUGCCACUGCUGAAGAGGCACGUGCUGUCAGCGCUGCCGCUCUUAAUGUGGCUCAAACCAACUACUCAGAGGCCCAAGGCAUUGUUGACACGCUUGUGUCUGAGGCUGAAUGGAUGCGCACUCGUGGAGUAGUGCUGGUUGCCAACUCCAUCCUCAAUGCUGGCGAGCUGGAUCGCGCUGUAGCUGCUCUUACGGAUUCUGCUCGCGCAGUGGGUCAUCGAGGGGGCUAUCUGGAAUGUGCCCAACACGUUGAGGAGAUGCUAGGACAAGAGUUUGAUGCGAGCCAUUGCUCGGUGACCGACCAGGCUAAUGCUGCGCUUACGCGUGCUGAGGAUGCUUAUGACAACCUUAGUAUGCCUGUGAUGGAUUUGGUCAUGGAAGCUUUAAAGAAAGACGACUGGUGUCAGCGUCUUAAGGCCAUUCUUGAUCCCCCAGUGACUGUGGAGUUAUCGGAUGAGGAGGAAACAGCUGGCGAUGGUGGUGGAAAUGGCGAUGGCGAUGGAAAUGAUGGUGAUGAUGGAACUGAUAAUGAUGGCGAUGAUGAUGGAAAUCAACAUGAUGAACUAGGAUAG